AUGAACGCCCGCUUCCAAACAGCAUCAAAGGAAUUGUCUUGGAGAAACCCCAGAUAUGCUUCGGGGCGCCUCGUUCCCGUUAAGGCACGGCCUGCACGAGUGAUGCAAAUCCACACGAAAUCGUAUCAGGAUUACGGAGCUGCCGGCGGCUUAAGCUCAACUGUCCCUGUAGCAGGCAGAACGAAGGUUCUCCAGCUGCUUGGGGAGGGCCUCAGUACGUACGAUGGCGAGCUUUUCGGGCCUGCUGUGGCACAACUCAUCGCAGAAAACCCCACUCCGCAACCUGGAAGCCAGUCCCUUAGUUUGGGCCAAGGCACCUGGCAGGUGUUCUACGCGCCGCACAUCGCCCAAAUGUCUUCCGUGCUGGGCACUAAGUUCCAGCCCAUUCAGUACCGCCUGUUCGGAAACGCACUGGUGUCCAACGUUAAAUACAGCAACCCGCUGUUGGGCGAGGGUUGGCUGAGCGCCGGCGGCACCAUGGACCGCAAGUACGACGACGCGGUGGAGGUCACGUUUGACAGGUUCUGGGUGGAUGUGGGCGCGGACGGCCUGCGCGCGGACCUGCCGCCAGAUGCCUCCUCGUCGCUGCUGACGGCGGAUGGAAUCAUCGGCGCCCUGGGGCGGGCGGCCUUCUUCCCGCAGUUGGCGGUGUUCCCGGUGCUCUACCUCGACAAGGAUCUCGCGGUUUUCAAGUUCACGCCGCUGGACAGCGCCAUUGCUGUGCACCGCGUGGCGUUUUGCGCGUUUUGCAGGGGCUUAUACAAUAUCAGUGAUAUGCGGCGUGACAAACUCACACAUAUACAUACGCACAAGUGCACGCACAAAGCAAGCGCGGGAGCGCACGUUAGGAAUGCAGAGGGCGAGAGAGAAGCGAUGACGUCCGUUGGGUACGGCGUCAACGAAGAGGUCGGCAGACAGGCAGCUUGGCUCCGCACCGCAACGCUGUAA
Molecule: messenger RNA, 948 nt
Organism: Volvox carteri f. nagariensis
Lineage: Eukaryota; Viridiplantae; Chlorophyta; Chlorophyceae; Chlamydomonadales; Volvocaceae
Exons: 8
Coding region: 1-948 (315 amino acids)
Source: RefSeq, a predicted model, not a curated record